Messenger RNA from Quercus lobata, 1064 nucleotides. RefSeq names its product beta-carotene 3-hydroxylase 2, chloroplastic-like. NCBI's taxonomy places the organism in Eukaryota, Viridiplantae, Streptophyta, Magnoliopsida, Fagales, Fagaceae. Gene Ontology annotation, molecular function: beta-carotene 3-hydroxylase activity; iron ion binding. The transcript is spliced from 7 exons. Gene Ontology annotation, cellular component: chloroplast. The record is from RefSeq and is a predicted model, not a curated record. The coding region runs from base 21 to 947 and encodes 308 amino acids. Gene Ontology annotation, biological process: xanthophyll biosynthetic process; carotene metabolic process.
UUCAAUAAUAAAAGACUCCCAUGGCAACCGGAGUUUCGAUUACUACUUCAAGCUUAAUAGCGCACCGUUUCAAACAUAAGACUUACUACCAGGUUCCAAAUCCCUUUUCUAAAUCAUUCCCUUACUUUCUUAAAGCAACCCCACCAACCAUUUUCCGUAGAAAGAGUUUUAGCUUGAGACCAUGCUUGGUCAAGGAAGAGAUCAACACAGAGAUUAGUCAAGUUCAGAAAGAAAACGCUGUCCAAUACGUUGAUAAUGAUGUAAGGAACGAGGUAACAACAACCUCACGUGUUGUGUCAGAGAGAUUAGCGAGGAAAACAUCAGAAAGAUAUACGUACCUAGUUGCUGCAAUCAUGUCCAGCUUUGGAAUCACUUCCAUGGCUGCUAUGUCUGUUUAUUAUAGAUUUUCUUUGCAAAUGGAGGGUGGAGAAAUUCCACUAGUGGAAAUGUUCAGUACAUUUGCUCUCUCUGUGGGUGCUGCAGUGGGAAUGGAGUAUUGGGCAAGGUGGGCUCACAGAGCGCUGUGGCAUGCUUCAUUGUGGCCUAUGCACGAGUCCCAUCACCGACCAAGGGAGGGUCCUUUUGAGCUCAACGAUGUUUUCGCCAUGAUCAACUCGGUUCCAGCAAUUGCUCUUAUUUUUUACGGCUUCUCUAACCAGGGUUUGGUUCCAGGACUCUGUUUGGGCCUUGGUUUAGGACCCACAAUGUAUGGGAUGGCCUACAUGUUUGUGCAUGAUGGACUUGUCCACCGUCGAUUUCCAGUUGGGCCAAUCGCUAAUGUCCCUUAUUUACAAAGAGUUGCUUCAGCCCACCAACUUCAUCACUCGGACAAAUUUGAUGGCGUGCCAUAUGGGUUAUUCUUGGGCCCAAAGGAACUAGAAAAAGUUGGGGGAACAGAAGCGUUGGAAAAGGAAAUUCAACGAAGGACUAACCAAUCCAAAGUUUGAUAGUGAAGUGUACAAGUGUGAUUAAACCCCUCUUGUAGUGUUCUUAUAAUAGUCAAUUAUAAAAAUGGAUUAGUUCUUUUGUCAUUUGGUGAAUAAAACUAUAAAAGGCAUUCCUAA